This is a messenger RNA of Magallana angulata, 1318 nucleotides long. Its product is annotated as acetylcholine receptor subunit beta-type unc-29-like. The transcript has a single exon. Gene Ontology annotation, biological process: monoatomic ion transmembrane transport. Gene Ontology annotation, molecular function: transmembrane signaling receptor activity; extracellular ligand-gated monoatomic ion channel activity. The record is from RefSeq and is a predicted model, not a curated record. Bases 110 to 1318 code for a protein of 402 amino acids. Gene Ontology annotation, cellular component: membrane. Lineage: Eukaryota; Metazoa; Mollusca; Bivalvia; Ostreida; Ostreidae.
AUGAUGAUUACCUGUGCACAGACCGCUCAAUAUUUGUUGACAACUAACAUUCAGAGCGGAGAGACGUACAUAUGCUGGAGAGAAAAAGAAUAAAUGCAAUCAAAACCGCAUGAUGGGGACUGUUUAUUUCUCUUUUAAAACUGCAUUAUGUUUGUACGUAGUGUAUUUUGUCUGUGCAUACAAUAUUACCGACGAGGACCAGCUCCACAAAGAUCUGUUCACAAACUACAACAACGAACUCCGUGCUGGAAAUGACCGAGACUUUCCACUCAACGUAUCCAUGACAUUCUAUUUGAUGGCCAUCAAAGAAUUCGUGGAGGCCACGAGUAAAUUCUCUGUAAAUGGCGUAUUUUCGAUAACGUGGCGAGACGAACGAUUAUCUUGGAACCCAGCGAUGUACCAAAAUAUUCAACAGACAAUGGUUUCUCAAAAUAAGAUCUGGUUGCCAACCAUGAUAAUCUCAAACCCGUUUAAAGAAGCUCACGGACUUGGGAGUGAUUUGGUUAAGAUCUACCUUUUUAGUGAUGGUUCGUGUGUUUGGAUCAUCAUGCAGUCUUUCGAAGUUAUAUGUGAUGCCAACGUGAAAUAUUAUCCUUUUGAUAAGCAGUUUUGUUCUCUAAGAUUCGGCACAUACGGGUUUGACAGAAAUUGGCUGAAUAUAACCUUUCCAACUUCUAAAAUUGGUAUGAUUCAUUAUGAGGAAAAUGGCUUGUGGGAGAUUGAGAACACAGCGGCAUACUGUACCGCCGACCAUGGACCGGUGGAAGUAGUCUUUGAACUCUACAUGAAACGUCGAUCUACUUACUACGUAGCAAGUUUGUUAGUCCCUAUGACGUUUGUAGCUGUUUUACAGUCAUUCGUUUUUCUACUUCCGAACGAGUCGGGAGAGAGGAUAGGAUUUUCCGUGACAAUGUUACUGGCGAGCGUCGUGUUUCUGACUCUUAUUCAGGAGAAACUUCCGGAAUCAUCCGAGCCCAGCAUCUCCAUACUGGGUUACCUGUUGCUAGGAUACAUUACUCUCGGGGGUAUACAAACUCUAGCCGUUAUACUCAGUUCUAACUUUUUCAUACAAACCAAACCUGUCCCAAAAUGGUUGAAAAUAAUAUCAUGUCAAGAGCUGAACAAAGUAGAAGAUAAACCUCCGAGGAAUAAGAGUGAAGAAAAUUCAGUUAAAGAGCUCGAUGAUGAUUCUUUGAAAGAGAAAUACGAAGUGUGUUGGAGGAAGAUAAGUAGAUCAUUCGAUCGAGUAUGCUUUAUAUUGUCUUUGAUCGUAUUUGCUAUUCAAAUAAGCAUUUACAUUGCUAUGGUUUACAUAUGA